Molecule: messenger RNA, 1233 nt
Organism: Cladophialophora bantiana CBS 173.52
Lineage: Eukaryota; Fungi; Ascomycota; Eurotiomycetes; Chaetothyriales; Herpotrichiellaceae
Exons: 1
Coding region: 1-1233 (410 amino acids)
Biological process (GO): N-acylethanolamine metabolic process; N-acylphosphatidylethanolamine metabolic process
Cellular component (GO): membrane-bounded organelle; cytoplasm
Molecular function (GO): N-acylphosphatidylethanolamine-specific phospholipase D activity; zinc ion binding
Source: RefSeq, a predicted model, not a curated record
AUGACGUCCUCCACGGCGGCUCUGCUGUAUGCAGCCACUAUCGCCAUUCCCUCCACAGCGUCGUCUAAACCUGAUGACGAGAUUACAAAGACCAAAGCAUGGCACGUCAAGAGCGGCGGUUUCGACAAUCCAUGGCCAUCAUGGCAGAUGCACUCUCUGCCAACUCUGCUCUGGGGUCUCAUCCACAGGAGAUUGACUGGCAAGGCGAAUAAACCUAACACGACUCCUCCGACCGUCCCUGUUCACCCCCCGACUUUCCUUCCUUCGCGCAGAGCAAAGUCUCCCGACUCUCUUAGAGCAACAUGGCUCGGGCACGCCUGCUUCUACGUCGAAUUUCCGUCCGGCCUGCGCGUCCUUUUCGACCCAGUCUUUACGGACCGCUGUUCGCCUUUUUCUUGGUUGGGUCCUAAGAGAUACACUGAGAUGCCCUGUCAAAUAAAAGAUAUCCCGCUCAUUGACGCCGUCGUCAUCUCGCACAACCACUACGAUCACCUCUCGCACCCUACAAUCUUGGAGAUAGCAAAACACCAUCCGGAAUGCCACUUCUUCGUCCCUCUAGGAAACAAGAAAUGGUUCUCGGCAAGCGGUAUUGAGAAAUGUACUGAAUUGGACUGGUGGGAAGAAGUAGACUUCACAUUGUUGCCCGUGUCUUCAACAUCCAUAGAGACAAAGAGCGCAAGCGUAUCCUUCACCGAUGAGCCAAGUCCACCCGAAUCCGCGGACACGAUAACAGCUCGCAUCUCCUGCCUGCCGUGUCAACACAUUUCGGCGCGCUCAAUCCACGACCGCGCUGCCACCCUCUGGGCAUCGUGGUCCGUAUCUUCGGGCUCCAAAUCGGUUUAUUUUGGCGGCGACACCGGCUAUCGCUCCGUCCCCAAGUCCUCCGAUGGAAAAGACGACUGGUCACAGGAAUAUUCAGAGUUACCUCACUGCCCGGCAUUCGCAGAUAUUGGUCGUUUAAGAGGACCAUUUGAUUUGGGACUGAUUCCAAUAGGGGCAUAUAUGCCACGGUGGAUCAUGAGUCCCAUGCACGCCAAUCCCCGUGAUGCAGUGGAGAUAUUCAGAGAUAUAAAAUGCAAGAGGGCGUUGGGCAUACACUGGGGCACAUGGGUCCUGACCGAGGAGGAUGUCCUAGAACCACCUAGGCUGUUGAAGGAAGCAUUGAAACACCAUAAAAUGGAAGAGACGGGUUUGUUUGAUGUUUGUGACAUUGGUGAGAGCAGGGAGUUUUGA